AUGAUGGCUCCCAUGCGCUUGGCUGGGACCCUGAUCAUCCUAGCCAUGACUUUCCUUUCUUGCCUGAGACCCGAGAGCUGGGACCCUUGUGUGCAGGUGGUUCCUAAUGUUACUUACCAAUGCAUGGACUUGAAUCUCCACAAAGUCCCUGACAACAUUCCCAUAUCAACCAAAGAACUGGACCUGAGCUUUAACCCCCUGAAGCAUUUAGGAGGACGUAGCUUCUCCAACUACUCAGAACUACAGGUGCUGGAUUUAUCCAGGUGUGAAAUUCAAAUGAUUGAAGAUGAUGCAUUUCAUGGCCUAAACCAACUCUCUACCUUGCUAUUGACGGGAAACCCUAUCCAAAGAUUAGGCAUGAGAGCCUUUUCUGGACUAUUAAAUUUACAGAAGCUGGUAGCGGUGGAGAUCACUUUGGCAUCUCUAGAGGACUUUCCCAUUGGACAUGUCAAAACCUUGAAAGAGCUUAAUGUGGCUCACAAUUUCAUUCACUCCUUCAAGUUACCUGACUAUUUUUCUAACCUACACAACCUGGAAUACUUGGACCUUUCCAAUAAUAAGAUACAAAAUAUUUAUCAGAGAGACUUGCAGGUUCUGUACCAAAGGCCCCUAACCGGACUUUCCUUAGAUUUAUCCAUGAACCCUUUAGACUUUAUCCAACCAGGAGCCUUUAAGGAAAUUAAGCUUCAUCAACUGACCUUGAGAAGCAAUUUUAAUAGUACAGAUAUAAUGAAAACUUGCAUUCAAGGUCUGGCAGGUUUAAAAAUUGAUCGGUUGGUUUUGGGAGAAUUUAAAAAUGAAAGGGAAUUAGAAAGUUUCAACACAUCUGCACUAGAUGGGCUAUGUGAUGUGACCAUUGGGGAAUUUCAGAUCACACUUUUCCACAAGUUCUCAGAGGAAACUACUGACUUUUUAAAUUGUUUGGCAAAUAUUUCUGGGAUUUCUCUGGUAAGUCUAAAUUUAAGUAAGUUAUCAGAACUUACUGGUUACUUAAGAUGGCAAUACUUAGAAUUGGUUAAAUGUAGAUUUGAGAAAUUUCCUAUAUUGAUGCUCAAGUCUCUCAGAAAAUUGGUUUUCACUGACAACAAAGGUGUGAACAUUCUUCCUGAACUUGAGCUACCAAACCUGGAAUUCUUAGAUCUCAGUAAUAAUGAACUGACUUUUAAUCACUGCUGUUCUCAGACUUAUUUAGGGACAAGCAGACUAAAGUAUUUAAAUCUGAGCUUCAAUGCUGUGAUUACUAUGACCUCAAACUUCUUGGGCUUAGAGCAACUAGAACAUCUUGAUUUCCACGGUUCCACCUUGAAACAAGUCAAUGAUUUUUCAGUAUUCUUGUCACUCAAAAAUCUUAUUUACCUUGACAUAUCCUAUACUAAUACUCAAAUUACUUUCGAUGGCAUCUUUGCUGGCCUCGACAAACUCCAAGUCUUAAAAAUGGCCGGCAAUACUUUUCAAGGUGACAUGCUUCGAAACAUAUUUACAGGGCUGGUGAACUUGACCUCCUUGGACCUCUCUCACUGUAAACUGAAACAGGUGUCCCGGAAAGCAUUUGACCCCAUCUCCAGACUUCAGGUGCUUAAUAUGAGUCACAACAAUCUCUUGUUUUUGGAUGUACUUCUUUAUGAACCUCUUCUCAACCUCCAGGUUCUGGAUUACAGUUUUAAUGGCAUGAUGGCCCCUCAGGAAGAACUACACCAUCUUCCAAGGAGUUUAGUUUCUUUAAAUCUUACUAACAAUUCCUUUGCUUGUGUUUGUGAAUACCAGAGUUUCCUGCAGUGGGCCAAGGACCAUAAACAGCUCUUGGUGGCAGCUGAACAAAUGGUGUGUGGCACCCCUGACAACAUGAAGUAUGUGCCUGUACUGAGUUUCAGGAAUGCCACCUGUCAGAUGAACAGGAUUGUCAUCACUGUGUCGGUGCUUGCUGUGCUCAUGGUGUCUACGGUGGUAAUUCUGUACUAUAAGUUCUAUUUUCAUCUGAUGCUCCUUGUGGGUUGCAAAAAGUAUGGCAGAGGCGAAAGCACCUAUGAUGCCUUUGUUAUCUACUCCAGCCAGGAUGAGGACUGGGUGAGGAAUGAGUUGGUGAAAAAUCUGGAGGAGGGGGUGCCUCCCUUUCGGCUGUGCCUUCACUACAGAGACUUUAUUCCUGGUGUGGCCAUUGCCGCCAACAUCAUCCAGGAAGGUUUCCACAGAAGCCGCAAGGUUAUUGUGGUCGUGUCCCAGCACUUCAUCCAGAGCCGAUGGUGCAUCUUUGAGUAUGAAAUUGCCCAGACCUGGCAGUUUCUGAGCAGCCAUGCGGGCAUCAUCUUCAUCGUCCUGCAGAAGUUGGAGAAAUCUCUGCUGCGGCAGCAGGUCGAGCUGUAUCGCCUUCUAAGCAGGAACACCUACCUCGAGUGGGAGGACAGUGUUCUGGGCCGGCACAUCUUCUGGAGACGCCUCAGAAAAUCCCUGCUGGAUGGUAAGCCCUGGAGUCCAGAAGGAGAGGAAGAUGAAGAAAGCAGCCAGCAUGAAGCCACAACCACCACCUGAGGAGGACAAUCUCCGGAGGUGUUUCUCGCCCACAGGGGCCUUUGCUUGUUCAGUUCACAAUAGUAAAUGCUGCAAGGUCUGAGCCUGCUGAGGGGGCAGGUGAUUCCACAGUGUUCUCAUUGAGCUCAUCAGAGAGAGAGAAUAAAGACUGCUAGAACAGAGACCCUCUGGGUGGAUGUUUGAGCCAACUCAGUCAAAUGGCUAUGACAGGGAAAGUCCACUCAACGCUUACCCCAUCGAACUGUAUUAGAACAAAAAGACACCUUCACUCCCAGUCCCAGGAGACUAGGAAAGGACAUCACUACCUUAAGUAUUUUGAGGAAUAAGUAUAUCAUACCUUAUGUUUUUAGCUAUCUUCAAACAAAGCAGUUUUAGAAGUUUCAACUGAACGAGGUGCUUAGUAACUUUUACCUUUCUGUUAAGUACACUUUAUAGUCUAUCUGAUGAUCUGGAAGACUCCUGAUACUUGUCCCCCUCUACUUUAAUUUCUUCUAAUCAAUUUCCUUAUAAAGGUCAAAAAUU
Molecule: messenger RNA, 3048 nt
Organism: Condylura cristata (star-nosed mole)
Lineage: Eukaryota; Metazoa; Chordata; Mammalia; Eulipotyphla; Talpidae
Gene: TLR4
Product: toll-like receptor 4
Exons: 3
Coding region: 1-2526 (841 amino acids)
Biological process (GO): inflammatory response; defense response to Gram-negative bacterium; toll-like receptor signaling pathway
Cellular component (GO): membrane
Molecular function (GO): protein binding; lipopolysaccharide binding; transmembrane signaling receptor activity
Source: RefSeq, a predicted model, not a curated record